UCGAGAACGAAAACACUUCCUCAGUCGCUGCGAACUGCAGAGGGCGAUCAAGGAACUAGCUUCCAUUGAAGAUGAUGAGGAGUACAACAAGAAGAAGGCUGAACUAGUGAAAAACUCGAGACAUUCCGUGUCGUCAUUGGAUCCUGGUGCGGCGCAUCCGAGAUACGACUGGACAACGUCGAAUUUAGAUGUAGAGGAAAAGCCAGAAACGAAAAAGGUCACGUUAGGGGACCCGAGGGACAAGGUACUUUCCGUUUCCUGAACACUAGCACUUCUUACCUCGUCCAGUAUUCCGUUUCCUGAACACUAGCACUUCUUUUUUCUAGUAGAAGACAAGAGUUUUGUAGCUAGCUGGUCGUGGUGUCCUUUUGUUCUUGUUGAUGUUACUCGAGCAUGCAUCUGAAAUCAACGUACCUACCGCAUCCAGGUCUACGUUCUCGACGUUGGCACUGGAGAGAUUGGCUUCUACGUGUUUUGGCGAGACGAUGAGCAGAACGUGAGGAUGUCCGUGUCACCAAAGUGGAGUUAUCCGUCGAAGCAGGACUUCAAUCAGACUUUUUUUAAAGCAGGAACUGCGGGAAAACGCGCGUUUGCUGACUUGUUGGCGAAGAACUUCAAGCUAGAACCUCCAGCGCCACCUGCAAGGAACUCAUACUAUGGUGGUGGAGGUGGUGGGCCGGGAGGAAUGGGUAGCGGUGAAGAUAUUAAGGGAUUGCAGUUAGCACCGCCACCACCGAGUUCGAUGUUGCCUGGUAUUAUACGAUUAACAAAUAGAGUCUGUGCCUUCUGGAUCUUUUCGUGCAUCUCCCCACAACUACUUCCACUUUAUGAUAUGAUGUCUAAGUACCCGUCAAUUUGAGUUCUUCAAAAAAUUCGACAAAGAUCCACAGGUGGUCUAGCUUCGCCGCUUUUGCAAGCUAAGGCAGCCGAACUUAGCCGAAAGGUUAUCGAUUUGACCGAUGACGGCGAAGAUGAAUUUCCUAGAAAGGAGGUAGAAGGCGCCUGUGCAGCUGCGUCACCUGAGGAUCUAACUAGAGAAGAACAGGAAAAUAGUGGCUCAACCUCAACCGAGGCCGAUGGGGCUAGUAAGACCGAAUCAGAGAUGGCUUUGGGCGGACUGCCGAAGAUCAUGGGUGUGGAAGGUGGUAAGAAGAAGCUUCCCCCGACCGUUGUCGUCCCUGCCGCCCCAAGCGAAUCCAACAGCGAAGCGUCUGCGAUAUCUGGCAAGAACGUGGUUCCGAAGAUCAAUCAGACGAAUAGUUUAGGCGAGCGAUCGUUUGGUUCUGGUGCAAAUUUGGCGGCUUUGUUGCCACCACCUGGAGGAGGUAGUUUCGGAGGUGGUGGACCAAUUCCCCCAUCAGGCGGUCCCUCCAGUUCUAGCUCGUCAAGGUCAAACCGCAUUUACGUAGGUCUCACGGGAAAGAACCGAGACUAUUUGUUAGCGCAUCCAGAAGAAAAAGACGAUUUCGACAGAUGGUUGCAAUCAGUGUUGAAAUGCAUGAGGGAGGAAUACAGAAUAGACACGAUCGGGAGGGUGAACUUUCUUUAUGGCCAUGAUGUUGGAUCACAAGAACUAUUUUUUUGCGAUUGCGAUUUCAACAUUUUCUAUUUUUACAUCAUGCUCUACUUAUUAAUUUUUAUCGUCUUCAUGUACCAGUAGUACCAGUAAAAAUCGUCUGGAAGUUCUACUCUGCUUCUAAUUCUCCGACUUCCUCUCAACCAAGACUGGCGCCAAAACGGAAGCUGCUUACGAGCUUUCUGCUACCCAAUGGCUCUUACAGAAUGGUGAUUUGGACAUGGAUUUAAGCAAUAUUCCAGUAGGAGCAAAAGACACGCGCUUUGCCGCUCUAGAGUUGAAGAGCUGUAUCGAAGCGAUCUUUCAGGAUUGUCCUGAGAGGAAUCGUUUAGGUUUCUGGCGAGAGAAAUACCUUUAUGAAUUCCGCGAUUUCGGUCUAGAACGGGAAGAUCUGGAUGCUUUGUGGCUGUUGAGCGUGGAGAAAACGGGUUUCCAGACACCAACGACUCCGAAAGACAGAGAAAGAUUGAUCUUGGCUUUGUUGCAGACAUUGUUGGACGAGCCUAGGUUUUUGAGGGCUAUGACCAGAGCACGUUUGUUUCAAGGAACAAUAUCAGCAGGCGGCGGAUCGUGUCAAGUGACGUGUCAACCGCAAGCGGGAAGAGCAGAGGUGUCGUAUGGAUCGAUUCCAUUCGGGAAUAGGACCAGCUAUAGCGGAGGAGAAGGAGGGUUGAAUGGUACUCGGAUUUCUGCAUGUAAAAACUCUUUGUGACUCAUCUCAAACUUAAGCGGUUCCAACCACAACCCUUCUACCUUGAACAACAAUUCUUACGUGAGGGUCAUAAGGAUAACAAGUAGUUACUGACUCAUUUUUUUUACUCCUACUUGUCAAAAUCAACCAAAGCAAUCUUCACUCAGCCCUCGUCCAACCAGUUUGGGAUAAGUCUACUUCUCACGUCACUCGCGAUAUGCUCGCAGCUUGGUCCACCGCUGUGUCGAAGUCCAUAGAGGAAAACAAGCUCCCAACCGACUUACGUGGGCUCUUCGUCGGCAUUUCAGCUGUGUUUCACGCAGCUAAAUUUUGCAAAUGUGACAACGCGAUUCUGCCGAAGAAUGAGUUUUUGUCUAGGCUAGAACAAAAACUGGAAUUGGAGCUGUUGAAGAGCUGUAAUGCGACGGCAGCAAGAAGUCCGACGACGCCGAUUUAUGAAGAGGAAUAAGACCACCAGUAGUAGAAGAAGUUGUAAAUCAUGUAGUACUGGCUCUUCUCUACUUACUUCAAAUUAUAUCCUUUCGCAAUUAACAACAGCAGAAUUGCGUUGAUGUUGAAAACCGCAACGACCACUCCUCUCUAAUCCCAGCCUGCUCCCAAAGAGCCCAUGCCAGAAAAAGAGCUUCGCAACGUCUCGAAUUUGCAGCUGGUUCACACUUUUGUCAGUCGCGUUUUGCACGAAAGCGCCUUUAUCGUCUGUAAGCGCAACUGGAACGUGGAACAGCCCGAAGGCGGUUUAACCGAAUACGUCGCAACCUGGAGCUUCGGUUUCUGGCUGACUAGUGUGCGAGAACCGAAAUUUCGGAAACAGGGAAGCAACCUGUCAGACUGCAGUUCAUGGGAAUCCUCGGAAGAGAAUCGCUAAGAUAGAAAUGCAAGAAAGCUUUGGAUUCUCAUUUUCUAAAUUUCUUGCAGUAACUAAUAAAUAUGACAAAGUGUAGAAAAAACGCCAUGGACAUUCAAGAAAUAUCUCGCCUUCAUCUUCUAUCUACUCUAGUUGUACUAUGCCUACGCCUAUUGAUGAAGACUCAACAUAUGCGCAUUCGCAAACGCAACGAACCACGCGCCUACUCUUACGCCUAUCAUCUGCCUCUGUACUUCUGUUCGCUCCUCUUAAGAGAAUCAAUCUUUUAACUACUCGACCAUGGCGCGCACAUCUAGAGAGAGGCCGAGUCAAGAUAAAGAUGACUCGUAGGCUUCGCGAGCUGCGACCAUACUGUCAAGAGAACUCAUCAUGAUUGCAAGUGUUCCUUCACCUGCUGCGAGCUUGAGCAAGCAAAUGGAGAAAACCGAGAAUUGAAUGGACUUGGACUAGUGGGACUUAGUAGGUGUGGGGUAGCCUAUCGUUGUUUAGUGUAGCUAGCCGCUAAAAAGUAUUUCAUCACUUCGUCUGGUCUAUGUUGAGUGCCCUUGCUUUACAUCUGUUGUGUCUGAGCGUAGUGAGACUUAAUGGUGUUCAGUUGAUGAUCAAGAUAAUGCUUUUAUGUAAGAUAAGAGAUUCAUUUCAACAAGAAGAACAUGAUAUGUAGUCCACGAUGACGAUUGACGAGAGAU
This is a messenger RNA of Amoebophrya sp. A25, 3842 nucleotides long. NCBI's taxonomy places the organism in Eukaryota, Dinophyceae, Syndiniales, Amoebophryaceae. The record is from the annotation of a GenBank genome assembly.